UUUUUUUGUCAUCUCAGUUCAGCUUUUUCUCCAUGCCUCAUUAUCUCACUCUACUUCUCUCUUACUCUGUCAGUUUUUCUUUACUCCUCUCUGAAUCUGUUUUCAGUCUCUGACCAUCACUCCUUUCCUCGUCCCUGACGUCUCUCCGCUGGUAUCUAUCUCCGUGUCUGUGCUCUACCCCCUUGACUUGAGCCUUUGUUUACCAUGUGCCUCUCCGUUUCCUUUGUGUUUGACACCUCUCGCACUCUCUCAGCUUGACCCUAAUUUAUCUCUUCUUUUUUUUCUGUGCUCCUCUCUUGCUGAUUUGCAUAUGUGACGUGACAGAGGCUGUAUUUCCUCCAUCAGCACCAGCAACAGUGCCUCUACAAACGGAAGGAGAGUGCAAUCGAAAGGAGACUGCAAUAGGGAACACCAGGAGUGCAACUGUUGCGAAAGACGUCGUCAUAUGGUCCAGUUUCUGCCCGAUGACCCUGCUCUCAGGAAGCUCAUUCAACAGUGCCUGUUAUCGUCAGAGAGAAUCGAAGUGGAGAUGCAUUGAGCCACAACUUUCGCAACAUGGUAAUUAGCAGCCUUGGUUCUCGACACCACCCAGAGAGAGAGAGUGAAAGCGAGAGCGAGAGCGAGAGAGAGAGCCGUUACCAUGGAGACUGGCAAGCUGGGUUUCGUUCAGACUGCCGUGCCAGAGGGCUCAGUCGUGGUGACGGCGGAGCAUGAGGCAGCAGACAGCAUGCAUGUUCAGGCCCCGCUCGCAACCUUCUACGUCCGCGCCAUGACGGGACAUCCACAGACGCAGCCGCCGCCAGUGACACCUCAGCUGCAGCCGACGCAGGCCCAACUUCAUGCCGGGACCCAGGACGCGCCCACCAUCACCCAGCCCUUCCCCACUCUCUGCCCCAAACAGCCUCUGCCUAUUCUGACUCUCCACAUCGCCGGAGGGGUGCCUCUGAUGCCCACGCAGGCCCAGAAUUCUGGGGGGGUGAUGACGCCUCUGGGGGUGGCCUGCUCCUCUAAAACCCCCAAAUCAGUAGGUAAGCACGUGUGCCAAUACUGCGGACGCGACUGCCAGAAGCCCAGCGUGCUGGAGAAGCACCUGCGAUGCCACACGGGGGAGAGGCCGUACCCUUGCGCCACCUGCGGGAUCUCCUUCAAGACCCAGAGCAACCUCUACAAGCACAAGCGCACCCAGGCCCAUGCCCGGAUAUCCAGCGAGUCAGACAGGGGCAGCCUGAGCAGCCAGGAGAGCCUGCACAGCUCUAGGGACACCUGCUUCUCCUCCAGCUUCUCUCUGGACACCCAGAGUCAGGACUGUGGGAGCCAGGAAGGAAAUGAGGUCACAGCCACCACAGAAGAGUCGGGGUCCAUUCAGUCACAUGGGGACCAGGGGGACACACAGGGCUCAGGCACAGCAAGGGCUUUGCAACAGGCUGCUUUGGUGGGUUUCAUCGCUGCACCCAUGGAAGUACAGAGAGAAGUGCUGAUUUCUAAAACCCAACAGGUGGAGCCCCCUUGUUGCAAUGGAGUUGCCACUGCAGGCAGAGACUCAAAAAGGUCAGUCAGGGUUGAAGGCCCAAGACUCUGUAGUGGUGCACCGGUGACCCCCAACCGACACCUCCCUCUGCAGAGGCAGGAGGCCACUCUCUCUCCCGACUCCAUGUCGAUCUCCAGGGGGAAGUCUCAGAGUCAGUUUCACGACAGCACCGACUCCGGGUUCAGUGACAGCGGUGAGCACCACUGGACGUCGAGCCCAGGGAGCAGCCCGCACAAUCACAGCAUGGAGUCGCUGACCGAGUCCAGCAUGGAGGUACCAGAACAUCAGAGCGUCGGGCAGAUGGACUCCGACCCAGCAUCGGCUGGGGGGUCCAAGAGCAAGGUUUCGGUCCAGGAAAAGAGGCAGCUGGAGGAGCGCAUCUCGAAGAUCAUCUCGAAAAACGACGCACUGAUGGACGACAAGCACCUGGAGAACGUCCGGCCGAGGAAGACGGUGUUGUCCAAGCAAGGGAGCAUCGAUCUCCCUAUGCCCUACACCUAUAAGGACUCCUUCCAUUUUGAGAUGAGGUCUGCCACCACCUCCACCAUCACCACCUCCAAGCAGGUGUCAAUCACGCCAGGCACAGACAGGAAGAUGAUACAAGCCUUCUGCAGCUCCCUGCCCUCUCAGCAUGCAGAUAGCCUGGAACAUGCUCCCCUAACCAGGAGCAGCUCCAUGCCCUUCAGCGAAAUUGGGCAACACAUCGACACAGCGGGCACAACCUCACCUCAAUGCACGGACAGCCUCACACUCAGUAGAAGAAGCAGUGCGGGACAUUUACACUCGCUGAAGCUCGGGGCUCAGUUCGUGGACCAGCACGGCCAUAGCCACCCGUCCCUGGUCAGGCAGGCGGCAGUGGACUGUCUACCGGAGGUUUCGCCCACUGAGAGAGGCAGCUUGAGCAGCCUCAGCUUCGACACAGACUGCACGGAUACCACGAACGAGUCAACCGUCAGGAAGGGUCGCAGGAAGCGCUCACAGAAAUUUGACUACAACAAGUGGUAUGUGUACGGCGGCGGAACAUUCCGGAAGCUCUACGGCACUUCAUCAGCGAAAGAACAGGAUCGCUCUCCACUAAAGACGCAAAAGGCCCUCGCUACCAGCCUCGAACGACACGACGAGAACCAGGAUAUUCAAAUCAGCCGCGUCCGAGAUCUUGUCUCAGGCACGCCACAGGUGCCGGUUUCCACAGCAAACACUCGGUCACUGAGCACAAUGCAAAGCGUUCUGUGUCACUCCUCCAGCCCUGGGGUUGGCCUAGCCCUUGCAGACCAGACACACGCAGACAUGAGAAACAACACCGGUGUUUCCUCGUACGUACUUCUGCAAGGCUCCGUGUUGGAAACCGCAGGGUCGUCACCGCAGCAGCGAAUGGAGAACCGAGUGAUUCUGGGCACUGACAUUUUCACACCAAAGGUCACCUCGGUGGAUACGAGCUGUGAGAUUGUCCCAAAGCACACCUUUCUUCCUUCUGAAAGGAAGAAGCAACGCACAGAGGAGGAUAUUAGCAUUGUGAAAGACAGUAUACCGUCUGUGGAUACUGAAAUGGAGGAGGAGGAGACAGAUGGAGGCGUGACUAAUGGCGUGAAUCAAUCCCUGGCACCCGUAGAGAGAGAAAGCAACAGGCCUCGUGUUCGGCGCCAGGACGGUCUGAUCUACCCCCACACUACCCCCAGACAGCCACUGCAGAAAAGGCACAGCUCUCCGCUUUGCGUGGUGAGCGUAAGCAGAUCGUCUGAGCUCCAGGUUACUGCUUCCUCCACCACCUCCACCCCCACCACCAUUUCCGUGCCAGCAAAGACCAGCUUUCUGCCCAAGUAUCAGCUGCAGCUCCCCCAGACCUCAGGCGGCGGAGAAUCCUACCCACGCCGCCGAGCGCCUUUGAUACACCACAGCUUCUCAUCGUCGCAGAUCUUCACAACAUGCGCGCCCCGCUCAGGCUACAGCGACUCCAUCUCGUCCUUCACCACCUUGACACAGAGUCAGCCCAUCACUCCGAUCACGCUGAUUCACAGUCAGCAGACUAGAUCAAAUGGGAGCGCUAGGCUAAUCGCUUCAGGUCUGCCUGCCCCCGUUUCAACAUGGAGCCCCCCUGUUGGGGCAGUCGGAGGGCUGAUGCACAACUGUUCUGCUUUAGGGGUGCCUUAUCCCGCACCAGGUUUAAGAACCACGAACAAUACAACCUGGACGGCACAAAGUCAGAUGUUCGCCAUGGUCUCCCCAACGUUUCAAGGUCAGUCUUAUGCAUGUAAGACAGUGUUAGCGCAAGAUCAGUUUGGCUCCAUCACAACACCACGUCACAUCCAGUCUGUCAUGCCUGCCAGAUCUUACAAUCAGACUAACCCAACAAGCGUAUUGUCUCCUGAACAGCCUGUCAAACUUCUCACAGACGUCAAUGACAGAGGUACACCUGUAUCAGUGCAAUGUCAUGUUCAGCAAGUUACAACUGUUACAGAUUUAGCGCAGAACCCAACCGCUACAUCAACAACAGUGUUUUCCACUUGUCGUCCUAUUGAACCUGUCACAGGUGUUACACUCGAUCAGACGGCUGCGCUUGCAGCAGUGCAGUGUCACAUCCAGCAAAUUACACCUGUUGCAGGUUUAUACCAGAAAACUCCAUAUAUACCGACAACAGUAACAUCCAUCAACCAACCUGUCAGAGAUGUGUCACUCAGUCAGACAGCAUUACCUGUAACAUUAGAAUACCACAUUCAGCAAGCUCUACCAGCCUCAGGUUUAAGCCAAAGUAUUUCAGCUAAACCAAACACAAUGUUUGCUACCGCCCAGCCUUUUAAACCUACCAGAGAAAUGACACUCAAUCAGACAACUACACCUGUAACAAUGCAGUGUCAGAUUCAGCAAGUGGCACCUGUUAUGGGUUUAGCACAGAACCUUCCUGUUACACCCACCACAAUGUUUUGUACAAGUCAAGCUGUCAAACAUUUGACUGACAUGUCACUCAAUCAGACAACUCCAGUAGCUGUACAGCAUCAGAUGCAGGAACUUGCGGCUGUCACACCACAAUUAUACCAGAGAAUUCCAGCUACAUCCACCAGGAUAGUUUCCAAUAGUCAAGCAGUUAAACAUGUCAGAGAAAUGUCAUUUAGUCAGGCAACUACUCCUGUUAUGAUACAGUAUCACAUUCAGCAAGUAACCGAAUUAAGGCAGAAUCUUCCAGCUACACCUAUCACAAUGGUUCCGAGUAGUCAACCUAUUAAACAGGUCAUAGAUAUGGCACUUCAACAAGCAGCUACGCCUGCAACAGUACAGCAUCUCAUACAGCGGGCGGCCCCCGUCACAGCAUUGUCCCAGAGAUCUACAUCUGCGUCCAUGACAACAGCUUCUCUGAGUCAGCCAAUUAAUUCUGUCACAGAUAUGGCACACAAACAGGCAGAUCAACCUGUAACAGGAAAAUAUCAUGUUCAGCAACCCACGUCUAUCGCGCCGAUAUCUCACAGCCAGUCGGCAACACCUGUCACUGUGUUCCAUAGUCAGCCACCCACAGCUGUCUCGGUCAGAUCUGCGUGUCACUCAGUCAUACCAGGCGCAGGAUUGGAAAACAGCCAGACAGCUGUACCUAUUGCUGUAAUCCCGCGGAGUCAGCCAGUUACACCUGUAGCAGAUGUUGGGCAGCAUCUUCAGACCUGCACACCAACCAGCGCAGCAGCACAAGGUCACCUUCAUGCAUCCACAACCCCUGUGCAGGGCGGGGGCUCGACAUUCGUGACAGCGCCCCCAGAGUCCACCACACACUCUCCUGAGUCUCCUUCACUUUGCCCGGAUCUGAUGGGCAUCGCCACAGAGGACGCCGGCUCAACCGCCGCCGUCCCCGAAGAGAGUCUCCGCGGCGGAGGAAACGAAGGGCGGCGGCUCAGUGGCGUGCCGCAGGACACUUUCUUCAUGAGAACGCCAGACCUGCAGAUCGUCAUGCAGAUUAUUUCUGACGAGCAGCUGGCCAUGAUGGCACCGCAGAUCGAGUCAGGGGAUUACAAACGAGGAGCUGGGUGUCCUUCCGUGGUCCCCGGGUCAACACAGGCGUCCAAGACCGAGACGAGGGGACAGCAUACGCCAGACUCUCAGGACAUGGGUGUUAAUGUAUUCAAGACAAAUAAUAGGACUAAUGACAUGAAUUCAACACAAGGGGGACCCAUAUGUUCAACAAUCAUGUCGACGAAUGGAUCUAUAAUGGCACAGCCAGGUUGUGCUGCAUUAGUUAGCACUGCUGAACCUUCCUGUCCUGCUUCUCUGUUCAUUAAGUCAAACUCAUCUCCUCAGACAGUCAGGCAUGGCAAGAGAAAGGCUUCGGUUGUGCUGGGCACUGCACAGAGUUUAUACAAGCCAGACCAGACAAGUACAGAGACUAGACAGGCAAUAGGAUCUGGAAUGAAUCAAAACCCUGGAGUGGGACAGAGAGACGGUAUUCCGGCCCAGCUGAUUCUCAAUGGGAAGAGCUCUAGAACAGAGCAUGGUUCUGUGGAAGCCCACAUUCCAGUUCACAAACAGCAGUUAUCAGCAUGGCCCGGAUCCCUCACACUCAACAAUCCCGUAAUGCCUGGCUGUAUCAGUAAAGUUCCAGAAUCUCGUCAGCAAAGUAGUUUGAGUCGGUCACCAUCCUCUGUCAUGACUGAGAAGGCUUACCCUCUAUCAACGCCAAUGUCUUUGCCCAGUAAUGUUGGAGUCACAGUACCUUAUCAGGAAGGCCAUCUGUCAGGUGUUUCUGCAGGGUUUGCUGUCUCAGGUGGGAGCAGUGGACCUGUUUCAACCCUGAGGGGAGUUGAUGUCGAGCCUCCCUCUCCGCUCCUCUCUGCUUAUCACACCGCUCCACCUGCGGCUCACCACCCAUCUGUUUCCCAUCACUCUCCCCCCUCCGAAAGUUCCUCUCAUAGUGUUUUUCAGUCUGGCAUGGGGCCACGCUCUCCUGACCUCAGUGACACAGCCGCCACAGCAAAGGCUAAUCCGCUCCACUGCGAGCUAGCCGUGCUUAGCAAGCCCCAGGCUCUCGGUACCGAAGGCCAGCUAGCACAAACAAUAUCAGCUUCCACUGAAAUCACCGCCUCUAGCCAUCAGCCACAGCCAUCAGGAAGCACACAGGGGAUGUCACUGCUGCACCCCUCUGGAUCGCUACAAGUCUUAAGAGGCCCGUCUGAAUCGAACCAGCUGAACGGUUCCUCAGAUGUGCUCAGUGGUGUGGAGGAGAAGAUCUCUCUGCCAGCUUCCCCUGCCACGGUACUUCACCAAGUGGGGUCGGCGUCUGCGUCAGCUUCACACGUUGGCCAACACAAACUCAGCCCUGUAGCCUGCAUCUCUCCGGUUCCUCCAGUGGUGCUGCAGUGCAUCAGGGCAGGAAGCGCGCCAUGCCCUGCUGUGGGCCAACACAAACCCCUGUGCCCAGGAGACGCGUGUGAGGGGUGUAAUCACGUACCCCAGAGCAGGAGCUCGGCAACUGAAGCCUGCGUUCCAGGCAAAACAUCUGGAGAGCCUCAGCAAUCCCAGCGGGCCAUGGAACAGGCCGAGAGACACCAGCCACCCUUCGCUAGGUGCAGGGUGGAGUUGAAGGGGGCUGGUGGUGCUGUCGAACAAGACCAGGGUGAUGCACGGGAGAGGACUCCCAGACGUGAGGAGACGUCCUGUUCAAGUUCAAGCAGAGCUGAUAAAGGAGCAGGCGAUGGAGUCUCCCCCCAAAGCCCACUGCCGCUGGGAGGGUGUGGGUCAGAGAGGCCAGGGCACGUCCCCAAAGAGCCAUGGCUCGGAGCGGAAGGGGAGGACAGAGAAAGGAUGGAGGAGAAGGAGAACAACAACAAACGGCCCACGGGACGGGCUGGAAGCGACGGGGGAGGCGGAGGACUCGAUGCUGGGGGAGCGAAUGAAAGAAUGGUGGGUCCGCAGACAGAUCGGAUGGUUAAGGAAUUCAACUUAAGACAGGAGGAGACAAGCAGCCAUGGACCCAUCCAGACCCUUGCUGUGCCGCCUCCUCCUCCUCCACCUCCUCCUCCCCCACCUUCCCUGGAGACCUCUGGUCCAUUGCUCAACCUUCACCUUCAAUUUGACACCAACUCCUCACACGGCACCCCACUCCACCCACCCAGCCACCUAACCAGCAACAGCACCACCACCACCAGCAGCAGCAGCAGCAGUUCAAACCAAUCAAGGACAGUUACUCAAACAUCCAGCCAUUCGCAUCUAUUUGCCUGGAACAGAACUCAAGCACACUCUGUGAGAGCUAACUUCACAAGAUGUUAUCAGGAGCCCGGGGAGGCACGGGAGUCCUCUCCCGGGACAGGAGCUGCCCCCCCUCCCUGCUCAUCGCCCUCUGACCUGUCUCUGCACUCUCCCUCGGAAACUGUGAAUCACUCCGAGGCUGAGUGGAAGGCACAUAUACUCUUCGGCAGUGAACCGACCAGCGCUGCCUGCCUGAACCACUCAGGAGAGACGCCGUCAGAGGCUCCAGGCUCCCAACAUCACAGGCUUUGGACAGAGGCGCCGAUUAGCGCCAUGGGAGAUUGGCCCGGCUCACAGCUAAAUGGACCGGCCCCUUGCAGGACUCGAGCCGCUGAGACACGGAGUGGUGUUGUUACGGCCAGUUUGAGUGGCAGCCUCAGGGGGGCGAGAAAGUGUAUGGAGGAUGAGGCAGAGACCUCCAGCAGCAGUGAUGACGAGGGGAAGCUUGUCAUUGAGUUUGAGACGAACUGAGGGGAAAUUGCACAUGAAUGUACAUGAAGACAUACUCAUCUGGACGCAGAUAUAGACUAACAUACCUACACACAUGCACAAAGCACAGAUGAAGACAGAACACACACAUAAACGUGAGGUGUUACAUUUCUUACACGCACAUACAUAUCAGUUCAAGACACGGACAAAACAACAAACUCUGUCUCAUCUAAUCUUGAACACACGCACAAAAACAGUCUUUGAUAUUUUACUACUGUCACCGGAGACCCCCUUACUCACUCACUCACACACACACGCCCCCCCCCACACACACACACACACACACACACAC
This is a messenger RNA of Clupea harengus (Atlantic herring), 8528 nucleotides long. RefSeq names its product zinc finger protein 831 (gene znf831). The record is from RefSeq and is a predicted model, not a curated record. Lineage: Eukaryota; Metazoa; Chordata; Actinopteri; Clupeiformes; Clupeidae.